This is a messenger RNA of Ramularia collo-cygni, 1080 nucleotides long. RefSeq names its product related to stomatin family, may link integral membrane proteins to the peripheral cytoskeleton. NCBI's taxonomy places the organism in Eukaryota, Fungi, Ascomycota, Dothideomycetes, Mycosphaerellales, Mycosphaerellaceae. The record is from RefSeq and is a predicted model, not a curated record. Gene Ontology annotation, cellular component: membrane. Bases 1 to 1080 code for a protein of 359 amino acids. The transcript has 2 exons.
AUGUUUCGCCCGCCGCCAACAACCGGUCAGACGAACUACUUCCAGCGGACGAGGUUACCCACCAACACAAUCGCUCUCUUCGUCCCGCAACAGACGGCCUGGAUAGUUGAACGUAUGGGACGCUUCAGUCGGAUUCUCGAGCCCGGACUUGCCAUUUUAAUGCCCGUUAUCGAUCGCAUCGCGUAUGUCAAGAGCUUGAAGGAGAAUGCCUUGGAAAUUCCAUCCCAGAGCGCAAUCACGGCCGACAAUGUAACGCUGGAGCUGGACGGUGUUCUAUAUACUCGUGUGUUCGAUCCCUACAAGGCCAKCUAUGGCGUGGAGGAUGCCGAGUACGCCAUCUCACAACUGGCGCAAACCACGAUGCGCAGCGAGAUUGGUCAACUGACUCUGGAUCACGUCUUAAAAGAACGCGCCGCGCUCAAUACCAACAUUACCCAGGCUAUCAACGAGGCAGCGGCAGAUUGGGGUGUACGAUGUUUGCGUUACGAGAUUCGUGAUAUUCACGCUCCGGGACCAGUCGUAGAAGCCAUGCACAGGCAGGUCACUGCUGAACGUAGCAAACGUGCAGAGAUUCUCGAGUCCGAGGGUCAGCGACAGAGCGCCAUCAAUAUCGCCGAGGGAAGAAAGCAGAGUGUUAUUCUGGCAUCAGAAGCCAUCAAGAGCGAGCAGAUCAACGCCGCGAGUGGUGAGGCUGAGGCCAUCCUGCUCAAGGCCACAGCAACCGCGCGAGGAAUCGAUGCCGUCGCUCAGAGCCUGGAAAAUGGCAAGAGUGCCGCACAAGGCGCCAUAUCACUUUCAGUCGCCGAGAAAUAUGUCGAGGCAUUCGGAAGGCUCGCAAAGGAGGGCACUUCUGUCGUUGUACCAGGCAAUGUUGGCGACAUUGGUGGAAUGAUUGCCACGGCCAUGAGCGUCUACGGCAAUGUGAGCCAGGCGCAGGCAAAAACCAUGGGUCAGAAGGCCAUACCAUCCGAGGAGAAGAGUGCCGCGGAAACCGUUGCUGAUGAUGAAAAGAGCUUGACCAAGAAGCAGAUUCAGGAGAAGGUGCUCGAGAGUUUCGACAAGACGCAACAAAGGCAUUGA